Molecule: messenger RNA, 1989 nt
Organism: Triticum turgidum subsp. durum (durum wheat)
Lineage: Eukaryota; Viridiplantae; Streptophyta; Magnoliopsida; Poales; Poaceae
Source: the annotation of a GenBank genome assembly
AUGGCGGUUGGACUAACAUCCCAGCUGUUCCAAGGAGUCACUGCUACCAACAGAUUCGGCCAAACCAACAAUUUCUGUGGAGUACGACGAAUAGCUGGUGUGGAGAUGCGACGUUCUCCCCCAUCCACUUCGUUUCCUUCACUUGCUUAUGGGCAAGAUUCCUUGGUGCAUAACUCGUCCGGGAGGAACUACAUGCCCAUGCUUUAUGUGCCUUAUAGAUAUCGGGCCUUGCGUGUUAGAUCUUUUGUCUUGCCAGUUGCUUUGAAGGAAAUUCCUUUGGUGAAGAGUGCGUCAUUAGUAUUGACUAGGUCAUGCGACACUUUACUUGCAAAUCCAGCUACUGCACUCGUGGUACCUGCAAUUGGAAUAAUUGUAUUUGCUCUAUGGGGUUUUUUGCCUCUAGUGAAGGACAUCAGAAACCGUUUUGAUCAUGGAGGUAACUGGAAAAAGAGCCCUACAUACCUAAUUUCUAGUUCCUACCUUCAACCUUUACUCCUUUGGACAGGGGCAACACUUAUCUGCAGGGGUUUGGAUCCAGUCGUGUUGCCUUCAGCAGCAAGCCAAGCUGUUAAAACGCGCCUUUUGACUUUUGUGAGAUCCUUAUCGACCGUCCUGGCUACUGCAUAUAUUAUGACAAGCUUGAUUCAGCAGGUACAGAAAUUUCUAGUGGACAUACGAAGCCCCAGUGAUACACGAGCUAUGGGGUUGGAUUUUACCAUGAGAGCUGUUUACACUGGUAUCUGGAUUGCUGCUGUUUCUCUCUUUAUGGAGUUGCUGGGUUUCAAUACCCAGAAGUGGAUAACUGCUGGAGGUUUCGGGACAGUAUUGCUUACGCUUGCUGGUCGUGAGAUUUUUACAAAUUUCCUCUCAAGUGUUAUGAUCAAUGCCACCCGCCCAUUUGUAGUGAGUGAAUGGAUCAAUGCAAAGAUAGAUGGUGUUGAGGUAUCUGGUAUUGUUGAGCAUGUUGGCCUGUGGUCACCAACAAUCAUUAGAGGCGAUGACAGAGAAGCUAUAUACAUCCCUAAUCAUAAAUUCACAAUGUCUAUAUUGAGGAAUAACACUCGGAGAAACCAUUGGCGUAUUAAGACAUAUCUUGCUAUAAGCCACAUGGACGCUGGAAAAAUUGGUAUAAUUGUUGCAGACAUGAGGAAAGUGUUGGCCAAGAAUCAUCAUAUUGAACAACAGAAGUUGCAUAGGAGAGUAUUCUUUGAAAAAAUUGAUCCGAAAACUCAAGCUCUUAUGAUAUACAUAUCCUGCUUUGUGAAGACAUCGCAUUUUGAAGAGUAUCUAAAUGUCCAGGAAGCUGUUAUGUUGGAUCUUCUUACAAUAGUUGGGCACCACAGGGCAAGGCUUGCCACGCAGAUCCGAACAGUUCAGAAAUCAUAUGGCAACGCAGACAUUGACAACAUUCCUUUUGGAGAGGAUACAUAUAGUCCUCGUGCACGUGGCCGUCCGCUCCUGAUCGAUACUUCUGCAAGGAUCAGUGACGACAAGAAACCUCCUCGACCAGUGGUAGCACGUGAAGAUCAGAAAGCAAAGGUGGCCAGUGUAUCAGCGGUAGAGACGAAGUCAGAUGCACCUGAUGGUUCUAGUUUAAACAACUCGGAGAAGCAGGAGGAGAAAAAGUUGGUUCCAGACGAUGCUGGGUUGAAGAAGGAUCAUGUGAAAACAACAAUACCAUCUCCCACAACUCCAUGGGCAGAUCCUGUUGCGUCUACUACUUCCAGGACUGAUGAAGGGAAGGCUCAAGGAUCAGAAGGACAAGGGGAUGGUUCUUCAGUUGCUACGCCAAAGAAGGAAUCUAGUAGACCUGCCUUUGAAGACAACAUUGUUCUUGGUGUAGCUCUCGAGGGCUCGAAGAGGACACUCCCAAUCGAUGAAGGAAUGAACCCUCAUCUAUCGCUAUCUGAACCUGAGCAAGACGCUGGUUCGUCGCCUAAGAAGAAAGGUCAAAGCUACUCACUUUCAGGCCAAGAGAAGGCGGACUAG